Vitrella brassicaformis is the source of this 3797-nucleotide messenger RNA. Lineage: Eukaryota; Vitrellaceae. The record is from the annotation of a GenBank genome assembly.
UCACCCCACAACCAUCCACAGCAAGGUCGACCAGAUCUCGCUGCUCUACAGUGAGAUAAGAGAGAAACUCACAGACGGCAGCAAGGCUAGACACACUAUAGAGGCAGACGCUCUUCAGUGAUGUCAGUCCGCCCAGAAGCGGGCUGAGCUUGCUACUGGCGGCACGCAGGUCAGCCAGGGACAGCAAGAAAAAGGACAUGCUCAGGUGCUCGACAGCGGGGAAGCAUCGGCUGGUCGCCCCGUUCCUCUCCGUCAACCAUGUGGGGAUGCUGUCGAUCAAUGCCGAUGUUCUCGCGUCCUCGUCGGCAAAUAUGCUGAUUCUCCUGGCCUUGUGGAAGAUGAGCUUGUCACGCCAUGAGUCGUGCAGCGCUGUGCCACCGAGCUUCAACACAAUCUGUGGCAUUGGGACACACAGACAGAUUGGGACACACACAGACACACAGAGACAGCGCUGCACACCCUCUCUGGUGCACUCCUUCCCUCCCUCCCUCCCUCCGUGUCUGUGCGUUCCUUACCCCUGUUGCAUCGGCCACCAGCUGUCUUGUGAUCUCUCCGUAAAGGCCGGGCGCUGGAGGGGCAAUGGCAUCGCUGUUGCUGCAGUCGAUCGUCAAGCUCUCGCACGACGGUCGCCAAUCGAGCUGGCACUUGACGUCGUCCGCCCACCUACGGAAUGCCUCGAUGGUGAAUGCCACCUGCUGGCCGUAGUCCACACCGAUCGAGGCAUCCACCACGAAGUCGAGCUUCUUCGGCACCUCUGCAACGGGUAAGCCACAUACAUGCAAGUCAUCUGCCCCCCCUGACUGAAGUGAUUGGGUGUUUGUGGUCACGUACCUUUCUUCUCUGGUUGGCUCCAGUGUCGGUUGAGGGUGUCCUUGAGCUGAGUGAGGCAGCCGAAGUCGAUGCCGAUCCCGAUGCCGGUGACGGUGGUGAGGAAGGGGCACUUGGCGAGGGCAUCGAGGAACUUGGCCCACUGGUCAUUGUCGAAUUCUAUCAGCCAGUCGGCCUCCAGCCGCUCGAUCUUGGGCGACUGGCGGAGCAGACGCACCAGGGAGGCGGCAUCCUCACUGCGGAUGCAACCGGGGCGGCGCAGUGUGCUGAGUGCCGGGAACCUCCACCCGAGAUCACUGCAGACACACAGACGUCGUCCUAAGAGAUGAAUGACUACGCUAUUGCGUCAACGCUGACUCCCCUCUGUGCGUAUCUGAUGAGCUUAAGCCCUCCGGCCCAACGGACGUCCAGGUCGGUGACGGAUGAGAACACGAUGGGCUCGGCAUCCGACGUCCUUGAGCCGUACAUGAAGUCCAGGGUGAUCUUCCUGAUUGAGUCCUUGUUGGCCCCCAGCAGCUUCGGCACCACAGGCGGGAUCCAGGGGACAUGAGCCACCUGGGUCUUGCCCUGUACACACACACACACACAGACACAGACGACAGGUCGCGUCCCACCAUUUGUGUGUUAUCCAUUCGUUCAUGUGUCCACGCCACCUCUCUCACCAAGUGCUUCGUAUCCUUGUUCACGUCCCGAAUCUUGCUGUAGCUUUCCCCCUCGUCACACGUCAUGGUGAAGUGUCGGAAUACGCCGAAGGUCUCGUCGGUGGCCAUCGUGUGGAUGUCCUUGUUGACCUUGGCCAGCCGGGCUGCCGUCUUGGUGGUGACGAAGGAGCCCAUGUUGCUGAAGACGUCCUCAGGCAGACCCGACAGACACGGACGACCGUAUUUCUGACACACACAUGCAGACAUGUGCACACUGGUAGAGGUCAUGGUGUCUGCCACUUCUCUGUGCCAGUCACCUUGGGCUUCUUCAUCGGCUUUUUUGUCCGCUCUGCAGGACCACACACAUCCACCGACCCACCUGAAGGUACCGUACCACACACACAGCACAACAAACAAGGCAUAGAGCAGUCAUGCCGGUGCGGUGCAGACGAUCCGAUCCAUCAUUGGGUUGGUGUACCUGCGGCAGCAGCAGCGGCAGCCGGCUCGACAUCUACAGGUCUACGCUUGCUCUCGCCCUCAUCACCAGCAGACACCUGGAUGAACACAACUCAAAGAAGCAGCACGGAUGGGACGCCAUCGCCAUGAGCUGAGCUGGUCCACCUGUGUGCGUUGCAGUUUUGCCUGUCCUUACCGCUGUGGAUUUCUGUGGUUUGGUGGCAGUCCCAACCACUGCACCGCCCGGCCUGCUGUCAUUGACAUUGCUAUGCCAUCGGAACCCCUUGCCGCCAAUGCGCUGACAUAGACACACAGAGGAGAGUGAUCGGCCAGUGUGAGCCAUUCAUUCAGCCGUCAUCCCAUCCUUACCGCCAGGCCUUUGGUGAGGGCCGAGUCGGUGUCGCUGAGAGUGUUCCGAACGGCUGCCAGACUGUCCGGCUGCCACAGACAGCAACACGAAAACACACUGAGUGGUGCUGUUCGGGUGGCUGUGUGGUGCUUCGUGCGGACCUGUGUGGCGUUGUCGCUUUGUAAGGCUAUGAUGUGGUCCGCCCGCUCAGCAUCAGAGGCAAUCUGAGAGGCGACCUGCACGGCAGAAGAGCCAACAACACAGUGACGUCACUCAUGCUGUGUGUGUGGAGCCCUUUUUCCCCCGCUCACCGACUGUAUCUGUUGCAGAAGCUCUCGAGAGCUACCACAGCCAUGAUCGGCACCCUGCCCGCCGCCCUGCUCACCUGCAGCACACAUCGUCCGGAAGAAUAAGGCAUGACACACCGUCCAUCAGUUGUGUGUGUGGUGAUGACGGUGUGACCUGCAGAGGCAGCCGGGCUGUCAGCUUUGUCUAUAUCCAUCGGAGCACUGUCUAAGUCCAUCAAUCCGCUUUCAGCGCCUCUCCUGACUAACACACCGAAUUAACACGAAUGACUAUUUUGUUUUUCUGCAUCUCGUCUGCCCUGCCUGCCGGCCUGCCUGUCUCCCUUCCUCAGCGUGUCUGUUUGCUUGCCUGUUUGGCUGAUGGUCAGCGCCGCUGAGAUGAGAUGACAGUGAUCAAAACACCGCCCCGCAUUCCACUGACAUACAUCCUUCUCUGCGAUAGUCAAUCGCCAAAGUGUACUCUCCUUCCUUUCUGAGCUCGCAACGUAAAGGGAAUGAACAUGGGCCUGUCAGCCGCCUCCAGCUGGCUGGUUCGACCAACCAGCCGCCCCGUUUGUAUACGGGGACGUGUCUUUUCACCUGGCGAAGACCAUUGCCAGGUGCAAAGACAUGCCUUCCAGCUGACGUUCCAUUGCGAGGUUUGCCUCUUGGACAGUGCUGGGCUGCAUGCCGGCGGCCUCCAUUCUCCAGAGCAGCUCUGACGCCUUGUGUCCUGACGCUGAUCGAUUGAUGCACACACAGAUACUAAGGAUGCUUGGGUUGUCACUAGGUGAAUUCACAUAUUCAUCUUUAUGUGCCGAAUCCGUAUCUGUAUCAGGCAGAAUAGGGGAGACAUGUUCGCCCCCACCCAGACCCACCCACCUGGUCACACAAUAGCUGCCUUUUCUUGUCGCACUCCAGGGGGCGCCCUUAAUAUGUGCACAACAAGAUGCCCUCUGCUCAUCUCUUCUAUCCUCCCUUACUCUCUUUCUAUGUGUCUCUGUCCAUGGAUGUCGUCGCGCUCGUUCUUGAAGCGCCCAUCCGAACAGAAGAUCGAUGAACAUCAGACAAACAUACUGGCUGGCUGAUACAGAGCAGCAGGAGCCGUUAGUGGACAGGGCGGCGUGUGGCUGUUCUUAGUGAGUGACCUUCUUCUCGGCCAAGCCAAUGAUGAGUGUAGUCCUUGGUGUCUUGAGCCGCAUUGAAACAGAUCCGUGAACGCCGCCGCAACCCAACCAU